AUGCUGACUAUAAGUUUCCUUGCUGUGAAUAAUAGUGACCUAGCUACAAAUUAUUUGGCGCAGCAAGUGCUGGAAACAAGAAAACGAUGGUUUGGCGUCUUUAGCCCCACGGUGAUAGCUGAACCAGAUAGCUACGAUAUCCUGAGUCUAGUCCGUGCGAAUGUUAUGACCGAUUUUAUAGAUAUAGUCAAAGGCACAGAUGUUUAUGGCGCCAUUAAACUUGUAAAAAACGAAUUAAUUACAAUUAAACUGGAUCAAUUCCCAGAUCCAAUAGACCAUUUAGCAACUCCUUUUGAAAUAUAUGCCUUAGUGAAAUUGGACUUGGAUGUCACGUCCUGUUUGUUUCAAAUCGUAUCAAAUAAAGAAAACAAACUCAGUCUAUGUUUUACACCUGAAGGAGAAGAUUUAAUUAGAAUCACAUUAAACGGUAGCGAUCUACCAGAAAGUGGAAUAUCUUUUCAUUACUUGAUAGAAGGUCGUAAUGCAUUUGUAAAAAUAAUCUUAGCUGUGAAUGAUAAAAAUGUGGAAUUUUACUCCAACUGUGAAAAAAUUGAAACCCAAUAUUUCGACUCCGACUAUACCAUCGAAAACAUAAAUUUCGAUAAAGAUUCUAUACUACAUUUUGGUAAAUUGACCGAAGAAAGUAAUUUAUUUGAGGCUCCGAUACAGACGCUUGUGAUAUAUCCAAAACCUGAUAUUAUUGGACGAAGAAGUAUCUGUUCGGAUGAUAAACUGCCAGCUAGUUUUAUUGAUUUUGAUUCAAGCGAAAAAAUACCAACCGACUCCCUGUUUGAUAGCAGUGAAGAAAGUGUUGUUAAAGGUGAAAAAGGCGAUAAGGGCGACAAGGGUGAGAAAGGCGAUCGAGGAGACAAGGGUGAACGAGGUGAAUCUGUCACAGGUGAACGUGGCCCAAUUGGUCCUGAAGGAGCUCCUGGGACACCGGGUGCUAUGGGAAAAGAGGGAUCGUGCAAAUGUUCAGAAGCUGUUGUAUCAGAGUUACUACUAAAGAUGCCAGAAAUGAGAGGACCCCCAGGCGAAUACGGAAUGAAAGGCGAUAGAGGUGAAAAAGGAUUGAAAGGAGAUAGCGGUUUACCAGGAAAAGAUGGCAGAGAUGGUAGUAAGGGAGAUCCCGGUAUACAAGGUCCUCCUGGAACUCCAGGAAUUGUUCGUAAGGAAAUAGUAGAGACAAAAGUUCCAGUUGUUGGAGAAAAAGGAGAAAGAGGACCAAUUGGACCACCUGGCACUCCCGGGAGAGAUGGUUUUAGAGGAGAAAAAGGAGACAAAGGCGAACCAGGUCUCAUGGGGCUACCUGCAAAACUAUCAUCGAUACUAGAUGAGGACAUAGAUCCUAUAGAAGAAAAGGCUAUCGUCGAAAAAUUCAGAGGAUAUAAAGGGGCAAGUGGCCCUGAAGGACCAAAGGGCGAAAAAGGGGAUACGGGUGCAAUGGGUCCUCGAGGUGAAACUGGCAGAGAUGGUAUUCAGGGUCCCCCAGGAAAACAUGGACAUAAAGGAGAAACUGGCAAAGAUGGAACAAAGGGUGACAAAGGAGAACCAGGAACACCGGGUCCUCCUGGUACUGUGCCAUCAUCUCAAAUAAGUCUCAUGAAAGGACCGAAAGGGGAGCGUGGUGCACCAGGUCAGAUAGGACCUCGAGGGCCAUCCGGACAUCAUGGAAAAGUGGGCCCCAUAGGACCACCGGGUAAAAGCCAUAAGGGAGAGCCUGGGAAACCAGGUCCUAUGGGACCCAAAGGGGAAAAGGGUGCUACUGGACCUAAAGGAGAAAAAGGUGAAGGGUUGUCGCCUAACGAAAUCGAGAGGCUAAAAGGACAUAAGGGUGACAGAGGUGAAAUUGGCUUACCCGGUGCAGCUGGAAAACCGGGUUUGCCGGGAACUUGUGGCGAAUGUGUUCACAAAUCAAUUCCUGGCCCGCCUGGACCUCCGGGACCUCCGGGUCCAUCAGGUCCUCCUGGGGUCUCCAUCAUCGGCCCUAAAGGAGAACCUGGCGGAUUACUAACUAAGAAUUCAUUUUUUGCAUUCAAUGACAUUCAUCAUGAGAGCACAGAUGAAGACGACGAUUUCUAUACAGCGGCCACUGUUAUUUUCAAAACAACUACUGGUCUUCUUAAGAGAACUACUGAAACCCCUCUGGGGACUCUGGCAUAUAUUUUACAAGAGAAAAUAUUAUUAAUGCGGGUUGAAAACGGAUGGCAAUACGUUGUGAUACGUUUGGUCGCAUUAAACCAGGCAUAUGCAGGCAAUAUACUUAUGGCAAACAAUAGAACUGGGCGUAACGCAGCUGACCAGGAAUGUUACCGACAAGCUUAUAUACAUAAUUUUAAAAGCACUUUUGCAGCCUUCCUAGCUACUAGGGUUGAAGAUCUUAGAUUUAUUGUCAAAAGAAAACGAGACAGAUAUGUUCCGGUAGUGAACUUGUACGGCCAAGUUCUUUUCGAUUCGUGGGCGAGCAUGUUUAAUGGAUCGGGAGCACUCUUUGCAAAAUCAAGUAUUUACAGCUUUAACGGAAAGAAUGUACAGAUUGAUACUACAUGGCCUUCAAAAGCUGUAUGGCAUGGCAGCAAUUCUUUUGGUACAGUUCUAUCAAGAGCAAAUUGCAAUGAAUGGACGAGUGACAGUCCGCUGAACGUUGGCGCGGCCUCUUUACUAUAUACCCAUAGACUGUUAGAAGAAGAACAGUAA
This is a messenger RNA of Danaus chrysippus (African queen), 2697 nucleotides long. Lineage: Eukaryota; Metazoa; Arthropoda; Insecta; Lepidoptera; Nymphalidae. The record is from the annotation of a GenBank genome assembly.